GCGGUGUGUUGUUAGUGUAUAGGAGGCUUGUAAAUGAUUGGGGAUAGCAGGCAGAGGGUUCCAGGCUCCACAGCGGCGGCGGAGGAGGAGGAGGGAUCACAGGAAUUGGCGCACUGCAACCAUGAAGGCCAGCUCCAGUGUUCCGAAAUUCCUCACUAAAAUCUGGGCUCUGGUGGAGGACCACAGGAACGCCGAGUACAUCUGCUGGAGCCAAGAUGGAAACAGCUUCAUUGUGCUGGAUGAAGAAAAAUUCGCUAAAGAAAUCCUGCCCAGACACUUCAAACAUAACAACAUGGCGAGCUUUGUGAGGCAGCUGAACUGGUAUGGCUUUCAUAAAGUAAUGCAGGAUGAGACUGGUUCGACCAGGCAUGAUAAAUACUGUUCAGGCAGAUACCAGCAUCUCUUUUUCAAGCGUGGCCAUGAAGAGCUACUGACAAAGAUAAAACGGAAGGUAACGGCAAGUACGGGAGAUAAGCGGGUGUUCCGGAAGGCUAAGGUGUCUGUUCCACGUAUUGAGAGUAUUGAGGAAGGUAAAACUGGGCCAGAUGACAUGCAGAAAAUAUUAACCUUUCUUCAUCAGCUACAAGCAAGACAAGAUAUCCUUGAUACAGCUGUUGAAUCUCUAAAGAGGGAAAAUGAGGCCUUGUGGAAGGAGGUCCUGCAGUUACGACCCGCACAGCCGCAGUUUGAAACUGUUACAGCUUCGCAGUCUUUUGAACAAAUUGCCACUUUGCAAACAAGCCAGCCACUCAUGAUUGACAGCACCGGAAACUACAACCAGCUGGCUAUGUCCAAAACUCCUCAAAAUGCUGAUCAGGCAUUUGACAACAGGUCAGCAUGGUCCACUGACAGGAAAUCGAGUAGGGGCACCAAACGGUCUAUGAGAGAUGAUCCCGACAGUUCUACAGAGGAGCACAAUAAUGAAAUGUUGAAAAUUUCUAUACCCCAUGACUAUGAAAGUUAUCAGACAGACGAAUCUGAUGAUCUCUCUGACUUAUCCUCGUGUGACAGUGAGGAAAUAGUAAAUGAGGAGUCUGCCUCCAACCACAGCCACUCCUUUAUAAAGACACCUGAUAAAAAACCAGUAACGCGCAAGAGAAUGAAAAACGGCACAGAAAAGCAUAUCGUGGUGACGAAGCAUAGAGUGGAAUAUAGUGACUCUGAGGAGGACGAAGACGUCAAGAAUCACUAUGGGGAAUCUGGCCCCUCAAAGAAGACAGAUAAAACAUGCAGACCUUCAUGUGCCAAAAUGGGACGAACGCUUAAACGAAUACAUCGGGACAAUACUCUGCUGAAUGAGAAGGUGCUAGCUGUAGAGCAACAGUCUUUACAGAAACUUUCAGAAAUCUCGACAGUGUUGACCACUUUAGCCAACUACAUGAUGAACGUACAAAACUCCCAAAGACCUACACGUUCGACAUCUUUGGAUGCGACAAGGAUUCAAUAUAACUCCCAGAGACAUGGACUGUUUUCCGAUGCAACCAAGAAAGAGUACGACUCGUAGCUUCCAUUCUAGACAUAUGUGACUGUACAUGCAUUGGACAGAAUUGCUAAUUCAGUAUGUGUCAUGGUAGGCACUGUGUAAGUCUUUUAGCUGUAUCUAGUAGUAGUGAUUUUAAUCUUGCCAGGGAGCCAGUUUUCGGCAUAUGGAAAGGCAAGAAUUACUUUUAACUGAAGGAGAAUGGAGACUGACAUUACAUGAAUUUAGACAUUAAGAAAGGUUGGUGUCAUCACUUUGGAAGAUGCAGAUGACAGCGCUGAAAUCCUGUUUGUCCUUAAUGUGUGAAAACUUGGGAAGUACAUGAUAGUCCAGAGUGGAGGUGGAAUGCCAAUCUGCAGGAAACUGAAGACCUGUUUUUAACAAAAGCCGAGCAACAGGAAGAAGCCAAAAAGCUUCAUAGAAGCUGGUAACUGGACUGCACUGGCCUUCUAAAGUUCUCGCCCUAUGAGAUCUUCCCGUCUUGGUGUUCAUUGUAAUGUUCUGAUAAUCUAGAUCCUGUCUGGUCCUGAACAUGCAUGAUUAUCAGAGUUUUACUGUAUUCACAUACGUCAAAUCAUACUAUGUCCUAGUGGAUGUUUUACAAUGCUUUCCUACCCAGUAGUAGUUUUAUUUUUAUUUUGUAACUUCUUAGUCCAUUCAAGACUUCUUGGGUUUGCUGCAGAGCUGAGACUUGGAAGAUCGCAUUAGUUGCAUAAUAGAUAAGAGUAUGCACUGGACUAUACGUCUUUGUGAUACGAUUGUUUAUCGCUGCUUAUGUGAUGCAUAUUAUGUAGCUCUUGGUUCUGUGGUUGCUUUCUGGACACUAUGCCCAUAAAAGUGUUUUAUUAUCCAGUUAGUGCU
Bufo bufo (common toad) is the source of this 2341-nucleotide messenger RNA. Its product is annotated as heat shock factor protein 2-like. The transcript is spliced from 12 exons. Gene Ontology annotation, molecular function: DNA-binding transcription factor activity; sequence-specific DNA binding. Bases 122 to 1504 code for a protein of 460 amino acids. Gene Ontology annotation, biological process: regulation of DNA-templated transcription. Lineage: Eukaryota; Metazoa; Chordata; Amphibia; Anura; Bufonidae. The record is from RefSeq and is a predicted model, not a curated record.